Phragmites australis (common reed) is the source of this 2892-nucleotide messenger RNA. Its product is annotated as CRM-domain containing factor CFM3, chloroplastic/mitochondrial-like. Lineage: Eukaryota; Viridiplantae; Streptophyta; Magnoliopsida; Poales; Poaceae. Bases 130 to 2490 code for a protein of 786 amino acids. The record is from RefSeq and is a predicted model, not a curated record. Gene Ontology annotation, molecular function: mRNA binding. Gene Ontology annotation, biological process: RNA splicing, via transesterification reactions. The transcript is spliced from 10 exons.
CGAAAAUAUCCCGGCCCCUUAUCCAUCACCACACCACGCCCAAAACCCCACACGCGCUCCGAGUCUCACCCCAUCCAUGGCGCCACCGCGCUAAACCCCCACACGCCCCAACCACCUCUCCCCGCCUCAAUGGCGCUCUCCGAGCUCCCGCUCCACCACUCCUUCCGCCUCUCCUCCCGCCCCCACCUCCGCCUCCUCCCGCUCCGCGUCCUCUCCUCUUCCCGCCCCGCGUCCUCCUCCCCCGCCGCCGCUGCCUCAGCCUCCCCGUCCUCCUCCAGCGGCAACCGCGCCGCCCCACCCGCUCCCAGAAGUGGCUCUCCGUGGCUGAAGAAGUGGGCCCCGUCCGACCCCGCCCCGGCCCCCUCGACCUCCAUCGACCGCAUCGUCCACCGCCUCCGCAACCUCGGCCUCGGCACCGACGACGAGGAGCCCUCCACCGCCAUGGCCACCCCUCCCCCCGACGGAAACGAGCGCCUUGGCGACCUGCUCGACCGAAGCUGGGCGCGGCCCGACCGCCAAUUCGCCGCCUCCAGCUUCGACGUUGACGAGGCCGUCCUCCCGUGGGAGAGGGACGAGGAGACCGCUGGGGGGAGGAGGGAUGAGGAGGAUGGGGUCAAGAGGAGGCGGGUGAAGGCGCCCACGCUGGCCGAGCUCACGAUCGAUGACGAGGAGCUGCGGCGGCUGCGGAGGCUUGCGAUGACUCUUCGGGACCGCAUCACCGUGCCCAAGGCGGGGGUCACUCAGGCCGUCACGGAUAAGAUCCAUGACGCGUGGAGGAAGUCGGAGCUGGUCCGGCUCAAGUUCCACGAGGACCUCGCGCACGACAUGAAGACCGCCCAUGAGCUCGUUGAGCGGCGCACAGGAGGAUUGAUCAUAUGGAGGUCUGGAAGUGUAAUGGUGGUUUACCGAGGGAGCAAUUACAAAAGGCCUCUGAAAUCUCAAACCCUGAAUGGUGCCUCAUCACCAGUGAAGGGGGAAGAUGGUGCAUUGUUCAUCCCAGAUGCCUCCAGCCCUUCUGAGAAUGAUAAUCAGGGCAAGGAUUUGGCUGUGCAGCAUGCAAAUGUGUUCCAAUUGAACACACAGAAUGCCGAUGACAUGACAGAGGAAGAGCUGGAGUUCAAUCAAAUGCUUGAUGAGUUGGGCCCUCGUUUUGUCGAUUGGUGGGGAACGGGUAUUUUGCCAGUGGAUGCUGACUUGCUGCCUCAAACAAUCCCUGGUUAUAAAACACCAUAUAGACUUCUUCCAACUGGAAUGCGUUCGACGCUUACCAAUGCAGAGCUGACUAAUUUGCGAAAGUUAGCAAGAAACCUUCCAUGCCAUUUUGCUCUAGGGAGAAACCGGAAUCAUCAAGGCUUGGCAGCCGCAAUUGUUAAGCUCUGGGAGAAGAGUUUGGUGGUGAAAAUAGCUGUUAAACGUGGAAUACAGAACACAAAUAAUAAGCUAAUGGCAGAAGAAAUAAAGAAUCUAACAGGGGGUACCCUGCUUCUUCGAAAUAAAUUUUACAUUGUAAUAUAUCGUGGAAAAGACUUCCUUCCAACAUCUGUUGCAGCUGUGUUGGCUGAAAGAGAGGAGUUGACAAAAGAUAUCCAGAACAUGGAGGAGCAGAGAAGAAGUAUUUUGGUUGCACAACCACCGGAUGAUGAUUUAGAUGGGCAUGCUCUUGUGGGUACUCUUGCUGAAUUUCAGGAGGCCCAAGCUCGUUGGGGAAGAGAAGUGACUGCUAAGGAGCAAGAGGAAAUGAAAGAAGCAUCUUCGAGAUCAGAAAAAGAAAAGCUUUUCAGGAAACUCGAACACAAGCUUUCCAUCGCUCAGGCAAAAAUACGUAGAGCAGAACGCUUAUUAUCGAAGAUUGAAGCUUCUAUGGUCCUCGCCGAUCCAUGUGAUGAUCGAGAAAUGAUUACAGAUGAGGAAAAGUCUGUUUUCCGUAGGAUUGGUUUACGGCUUAAGUCAUACUUGCCUCUUGGAAUUCGUGGUGUCUUUGAUGGUGUCAUUGAAAAUAUGCACUUGCAUUGGAAGCACAGGGAAGUUGUCAAAUUGAUUUCCAAGCAGAAGACCUUAUCCUUUGUUGAGGAGACAGCACGGCUUCUAGAGUAUGAGAGUGGUGGUAUGCUUGUUGCGAUAGAAAGAGUUCCAAAGGGCUAUGCGCUCAUUUUUUACCGUGGAAAGAACUACAGGAGGCCUAUUAACAUAAGGCCUAGAAACCUCUUAACAAAGGCUAAGGCAUUGAAACGUGCAGUUGCAAUGCAACGCCAUGAGGCCCUCAGUCAGCACAUAGCUCAACUGGAAAGCAAUAUAAAGCAGAUGAAGUUGGAUUUGGGUAUCGAGGGCUAUGAGGAACAAGAGGAGGAUAGCUCAGAUUCAGAAAAUGAAGAUGUCACAGUGGGUACUUCUGCAAGCUAUGAUGAGGACCAAGACGAUUUUGAUGAGUCAAGUGAUGAAGAUGAAUAUGAUGAUGAAGAUGAAGAUGAAGAUGAGGAGAUUGACAGCUAGAAAUAUAGAAUUGUGUUUUUGUGAUGUGAAAUUCCUCUGGAGUGCUGCCCUUAGGACAUUCAUGGAGCCAGGUUCGGAGAUGGACCUUGAUGACUGUUUAUUCGGAGACGCACUCCCUUUGCCUCAUUCUUGGCAAAAUGGUUCCUAUUGGGAUCUGCCUUAGAAGUUUUAGAGCUGGGUUGGGUAUAAACGAUGAUCUGAUCUCGGGUCUUCCUUUUUUAACCAUUUCUGUUUGUGUACCUAUUUUGUAAUUAUCAUUUAAGAUGAAUCGAUGUAGGAGGCUCUUUUUAAACUUCUCUCCAGAAAUAUACCAGGACACGAGCAUUGUGUAACUUAUUCCCGAUGAAACAAACAGAACAAACUUUAUCAACAAGUUGCUGACAGAUGUUCCAUUGUUCGUUA